AUGGCACCCUCCGCGACCAACGGUGACGCCGCCGCUUCGUCCCGAUUCCAUGCCUCCUCGACCAAGUCCGCCAUCGCGGCGGAGAACGAGUAUGCUGCCCACAAUUACCACCCCAUACCCGUUGUCUUUGCCCGCGCCCAAGGGGUCAACGUCUGGGAUCCAGAGGGCAAGCACUAUCUCGAUCUCCUCUCUGCCUACAGCGCUGUCAACCAAGGCCACUGUCACCCAGAGCUGAUCAAAGCCCUGACUGAGCAGGCUGGUCGCCUCACACUGAGCUCGAGAGCAUUUUACAACGAUGUGUUUCCCGUGUGGGCCGCCAAGGUCCGUGACCUCUUUGGCUAUGACAUGGUGCUGCCUAUGAACACGGGUGCCGAGGCCGUCGAGACCGCCAUCAAGAUCGCGAGGAAAUGGGCAUACAAGGUCAAGAAGGUCCCACAGGGGAAGGCCCACGUAUUCAGCGUGGCCGAUAACUUCCAUGGUCGAACGAUGACCGCCAUUUCACUGUCCACUGAUCCCGAAUCGCGCGAUAACUAUGGCCCAUACGUUCCAAACAUCGGCGCAAUUUGUCCUACCACGGGCAGACAGAUCAGGUACAAUAACAUCUCAGAUCUUGAGAUCGUGCUGGAGGCGCAUGGGCCCGAGACUGCUGCUUUCAUUGUAGAGCCCAUCCAGGGCGAAGCAGGUGUUGUUGUACCGGAUGACGAUUAUCUUGCCAAGGUACAUGCGCUAUGCAAGAAGCACAAUGUUCUCUUCAUUUGUGACGAGAUCCAGACCGGCAUUGCCCGCACAGGCAAGAUGCUCUGUUGCAACUGGGCCGGCAUCAAGCCCGAUAUUGUGACGCUUGGCAAAGCCAUCUCGGGCGGCAUGUACCCCGUCAGCUGUGUGCUUGCUGACAAGGACGUCAUGAUGGUUGUUGAACCCGGCACUCAUGGGUCCACCUACGGCGGUAACCCCUUGGGCUGUGCUGUAUCCAUUCGUGCGUUGGAGCUGGUUGAGGAGGGUAAGCUUGCGGACCAGGCCGAGCGUCUUGGCAGAAUUUUCCGUGAAGGCGUCGAAGCGUUCAAGUCUCCAAUUGUCCAGCAGGUCAGGGGCAAGGGGCUUCUGAAUGCUGUUGUCAUAGACGAGUCAGCAGCAGGGGGGAGGACCGCGUGGGAUCUUUGCAUGUUGCUGAAAUCGAAGGGUCUAUUGGCUAAACCAACGCACGGAAACAUAAUUCGAUUCGCGCCACCCCUCAUUAUCACGGAGGAAGAACUGAAAAAGGCGCUCAGCAUCAUAGGGGAAGCAUUGACCGAGCUCCCGACUGCGGAGAAGGCUGAUGGCCACUAA
Molecule: messenger RNA, 1326 nt
Organism: Pyricularia pennisetigena
Lineage: Eukaryota; Fungi; Ascomycota; Sordariomycetes; Magnaporthales; Pyriculariaceae
Exons: 3
Coding region: 1-1326 (441 amino acids)
Cellular component (GO): cytoplasm
Molecular function (GO): pyridoxal phosphate binding; L-ornithine transaminase activity; identical protein binding
Source: RefSeq, a predicted model, not a curated record